This is a messenger RNA of Venustampulla echinocandica, 1353 nucleotides long. RefSeq lists its product as uncharacterized. Gene Ontology annotation, cellular component: mitochondrion. Bases 1 to 1353 code for a protein of 450 amino acids. The record is from RefSeq and is a predicted model, not a curated record. The transcript has 5 exons. Lineage: Eukaryota; Fungi; Ascomycota; Leotiomycetes; Helotiales; Pleuroascaceae.
AUGCCCAAUAAUAAGCUGGCUCAAAGUACAACCUCCACAACCCUUCAAGAAAGCAGAAUUCCGGCCAGUCCACGUGGGAUCCGAGUCGAUCACCUGGCUGUGACUACCUACGCCAUUUACAUUCAUAACCCAAUUGCCAUCAACAUUUUCCGAAAUUCAUCAACAACCAAGUCAUGUCGACAACACGACUUACCUUCCUCUACCCCCAUCUAUUUCGCUCGAUUCGAAUUACGGAACCCGUUACGCAGAGAGUUAGCAUACAAGCCAAAAUUCCGCGUCCCCAAUGCGUGGAUUCAAGGAACUUUACAACAACGCGGCAAAGGAGGGGAAGAAGCAGAGGAGGCAGAGGGAUUGGGGAGCCCUACUGCUAAGGAGGCCCAACAGGAUGCUGAAAAGACAGCAGAUACCAGACCCGACACAGGGGAGAAUGAUGUAGAGAAAUCCCAACCGGCCGCUUCAUCCUGGGCGCCAUUAUCAGAGGAGACCCAGGCCGCUGCGAUAAUACCUGGCGAUGAGAAUAGUCCCAUACAACCAGUCGAGCCGACACGAAAGCACGACGAGGCAGCAGGGCGCCAACAGCCCGAUGGUAAAGCGGGUGAUGGAAAGCCAGCUCUCGAAACCGUUCUGCAAAUGCCACCACCUGAGACUCCGGAGGAGGAAAAUGCUUCGAAACCGCCGCAUCUGCAAACUCCGCCCUAUGUUCACCACUUCGAUACCUACACCUUGGUGAAACAAGUCGAAAAGGGGGGGUUUAUGACGGAGCAGAGUAUUACCGCCAUGAAAGCUGUUAGAGGGCUGCUGGAUUUGAAUUUAGGGGUUGCGAAGGCUGGCCUGGUUAGCAAGAGCGAUGUUGAGAAUGAGACCUACCUCUUCCGGGCAGCAUGCUCCGAAUUGAGAACGGAGAUCGCAAAUGCUCGAAGAGCCAACGAUGAGGCUAUGCGUAGAGAUAGGACGCUUCUUCAGCAUGAAGUGGAUAUUCUUAACCAAAAGCUAUCGCAGGAGCUUUUGACUCUAAAAGAUGACCUGAAGGGCAUGUUCGAUGACCGGAAAAUGGCCGUUCGGCAGGAACAGCGAACUAUGGAGAGUGCUAUCCAAGGAUUAAAUAACAGGAUCACGGUCUCAUUGAAUAGCGAUAGUAAAUCGGAGAUCGAAGGGCUUCGAUGGGUUUUAACGAGACGAUCCGUCAUGGGUAUUUUGUUUAUGGCCUUCAUGGUUUUGACAUCGCUGCGGUAUGCGAGCUACAAGUCGCAUGAAGAUGAACUGAAGAAAAAGAGGGAAGCAGAAGCGAAGGAAGAGGUGUCGUUCAAAGACCUGCCCGCGCAAGAAGCAGCGGGGAUACUGGCUGCUAACUAG